GAACCUGAAGAUGAAGUAUUUCUUGCUAUUGCAAAGGCUAUGGAGGAAAUGGUUGAAGACAGCGUCGACGGCUAUUGGCUCGUCAGUAGCUUUGUGAACCUAUUCAACAAUAAAUACAAGGACACUUUACCCCAACUGCCAAAAUAUCUGGAACAAACUUUGAGCCUUGAAGACAGCAGACUCCUAACGCAUUUGAAAUCGUGUUCAGCAGUGAGCCGACUUCCUUACAACCUCUGGUUUAGGAAGUGUUUUGCUGGGUGUCUACCUGAAUCGAGCCUACAAAGGGUUUGGGACAAAGUUAUCAGUGGUUCCUGCAAAAUCCUCGUCUUUGUCGCUGUUGAGAUUUUGCUGACUUUCAAAAUGAAGUUGAUGGUACUGAAUAGUGCUGAGAAGAUCGCCCAGUUUUUGGAAAACGUACCUCAAGAUAAUACUGAUGCAAUUGUGAGCAAAGCCAUUGAGUUGUGGCACAAACAUUGCGGGACCCCUGCUCAUUCGGUCUGAGUCCUCGCUGACCCCAUGGCAUAGGGUUUUGUGGGGGGGGUUGUA
Messenger RNA from Gekko japonicus, 546 nucleotides. RefSeq names its product TBC1 domain family member 7-like. The transcript is spliced from 4 exons. NCBI's taxonomy places the organism in Eukaryota, Metazoa, Chordata, Lepidosauria, Squamata, Gekkonidae. The annotation marks the transcript as partial. Gene Ontology annotation, biological process: negative regulation of TOR signaling; activation of GTPase activity. Gene Ontology annotation, molecular function: GTPase activator activity. The record is from RefSeq and is a predicted model, not a curated record.